This is a messenger RNA of Batrachochytrium dendrobatidis JAM81, 2764 nucleotides long. RefSeq lists its product as uncharacterized. Lineage: Eukaryota; Fungi; Chytridiomycota; Chytridiomycetes; Rhizophydiales. Gene Ontology annotation, molecular function: DNA-binding transcription repressor activity, RNA polymerase II-specific; RNA polymerase II cis-regulatory region sequence-specific DNA binding. Gene Ontology annotation, biological process: regulation of transcription by RNA polymerase II. The transcript has 6 exons. Gene Ontology annotation, cellular component: nucleus. The record is from RefSeq and is a predicted model, not a curated record. Bases 26 to 2764 code for a protein of 912 amino acids.
CGAUAAAGCUAUUAUCGCUGACAGAAUGUGGAAGUUUGGUACUACUGAACCCAAUAAACCAAAGUCCUUUACACCUGCUUCUGGAAUCGACUUUGAUCUUCCUGAACCUUCAUUUACUGAUGAUGACUUGAAUGACCCGCACCUACUGGCAGAGCUUGCUCUCUUAUCUGAGAGUGAUGGCCAUACAACUGUUUCUAACCCUACACCACCAACUACUAUUUUUUCUCCAAAAAAACUGCCAGUAAAGACACAACCCCUCGAAUAUGCAUUAGACACUGUCGUAGACUUGCCUGCUAGCCAUGAUGAAGAAGUCCAUGUCGAGUUUACCGAUGCUGACAUGCAUGAUCCUGAUUUGCUGGCAGAACUAGGGAAGAUUCAUGACCAUAACAGUCCGAAUGCUGCUCACACCACGUUUAGCCCAGAUACUACACCCACCCUUGAGAAUCAUGAUCACUUGGAAACAGCUAGUCCUAUUCAAGCCACGAAUGUUUAUAUACAAUCCAGUCAGGAGGCUGAUUUAGUACACUCCACUCAAACCACUACAGUGGAAUCUACGCUUUCUGAUACAGAUAAAUCUACAAAACUACCAAUCUAUAAAGAUGACUCGGACUUGCCAUUGGAGUAUCGUUUGAAAACUACAGAUCCAAACCUGCUUGCAAAAUAUAUCCAGCUCGAGAAAAUUCGUGCUGUCAAUAAAAAGCGUGAUGGAAACAAGGAAGGUGCAUUUGAAUCUCUUAAAGCCAUGAAGCAGCUACAGGCUCGUUUAAAAACAGUAACAGACGAGGCGUUUGCAAAGCCAAAAUCAGCUCAACCACUGCAGACUACCUUGACUACUUUAUCAAUUUCACAAAAAUUAGAUGCAAGGCAAUACGGUUCAGGUAGCAAUCUCUCACUAGGUCAUGGUUCUUUUUCAUCCCAGUCAAUACAAGCAUUACAACCCACAAUAACUCUUGAAGCAUUGCAAAAACGACAAACAGAAUACAAACAUGCUGCUUUAAAAUCUAAACGGGACAAUGAUUUUAUUCGAGCACGAGAAAUGUUGCUGGUGAUUAAAAAAAUUCAAGAUGCAAUUGACCUCUACACUGCUACUAGUAGCAUUUCUCCUGGAUUUAUAUUACCUUGCCCACCUUCUAACCACCCAUCUCCUAAACUUUCUGGGUCUCCAAAGCUGGGCGAGCAGCAUAAGUCGGCUAUGGCAAGUAGACUUUCUGUAAGAUCAGCUACAAGCUCACAAGUUAAUUCCACGUCAAAUUUAGAGUCUGAAUCAAGCUCUCAGGUUGUCACAUCAAGCGAAGCUAAAGAUAUCUAUGAUCAUCUUCUUAAAACACUUCAGUCUCAAAUUGCAUUGUGCACAACUCUUUCCACUAAUUAUUACAAAAGUAAUCAAAAAGAAAUUGCAUUGGAGUUUCACCGGAAAAAAAAGCGAAUGGAAAUGGACUCGGAAGCACUAAAACAUCUACGCAAUUUAAAUAGCCCAUCUACCGUUAGUGACAGUCCCUCUACUUCACCAGUGUCAUCUUCAAAUGUGAUGCUACCGUUUAUGUUUCACUAUGAAGACCUAGAAUAUACGCUCGCACAUACAAAUCAGGACGUGCCGCUGGAUGAAAUGGAAAUAAGUAUUUUGAAAGCAACCGAUUUGGGAAACCGCGAAAUUGCUGCUGGAGAGGUAGACAGCAGCGUUGGAUAUGAUAUAGGAUGGCCACAGGAGGGAGAUGUAACUACUGCAGAAGGACGUGGUGAAACACCCAUUGUACGAAAAAACUCUAAUCCAGAAUAUGGCUUCAAAAGGAAUAUUCGCAUUAUACGAAGUCGACCAUUUCAGAGGUUUUUGGAAAGAAAAAAGGUUUUUUUUGAAGUCAUUCACACCAAACCCGGUAUUCUAUCUAUGCUGAUGACAAGACAAAUAGUGCUAGGAAGAGCUGCGGUUAAACUAGAGCCAUUGCUUACAAAAUGCGAGAUCCAUGAAAUCAUCAAGCUCGGUGAUCCAUCCAAUCCUCGGCGUGAAACCGGGGCUACUCUAGAAAUCAAAAUCAGACUACGCACACCUAUAGUCAAACCUGAUAUAGUAACCAAAACAGAGCGUUGGUUAGUAGUAGAACUUGGAUCCCCAAUUUCAGCAAGUACCACUGAGAUCACUGCUCAUACAGGCGCUUCUACUAGUCCUCGAACAGCAUUUUCUAGAGGAAAUAUAGCAUCACCAUCAAAAACAAAUGAUCCCACCAAAGCGAAAAAUCCGCCUCGAGUGAGCUCUCCUGUGUCUCCAAAUGAUGGAAAUGCAUCACCAUCAAAACCUGUGCAAAACUCUACUCUGGAUACUAAAGCAUUGCCUGCAGUCGUAUCGCCUGCUCCAGCACAUGAAUUGGCUCAGCCCAAGCCUGCUCAAAAAGAGAUUGUGGAUCUCGACUCACUUGAACUCGACUUUCAAAAUCCCGACAAGAUCGCGUCAAACCAAGUAUUGGAACAUGAGCAUGGACAAAUACUUGCACAAAUUGCACAACUCACUGUUACUAGAAAGCCUAUACCAGAAGAGAUACAGGAUAAAAAAACUGCAUAUGAGAUUCGAAUGAAUCUGUUGGUGACUUUGAUUCAACUGGGAAAAUUAGAUAUGACUAGCUAUGUGGCACAAGUCAAGACUUCAAUUACUACGACUCGCACAGCAGCAAUGGAAUUCAAGCGAGCGGGAAGAAUGGAUUUAGUGAAGCAGGCAUUAAUUCGAGUAAAGUUGAUGACUGCUGAAAUGGAGGAAGUUGAACAGUCAAUGUAA